Molecule: messenger RNA, 1620 nt
Organism: Protobothrops mucrosquamatus (brown spotted pit viper)
Lineage: Eukaryota; Metazoa; Chordata; Lepidosauria; Squamata; Viperidae
Gene: GINM1
Product: glycoprotein integral membrane 1
Exons: 8
Coding region: 33-1013 (326 amino acids)
Source: RefSeq, a predicted model, not a curated record
GUUUCACUUAGUUUUAAUGCGCAGUUCCCAAGAUGGAGGCAGCGCUGGGGCCACGCGAGUUGCUCGGGCUGGUGGCAGGGCUCCUACUGCUGCCUCCAAGCCUUUUCGCCCCGGAUCCGACAGCCGCCUUCUCCCGGGUGGUGAGCCAGGAAAACAUCAAGAUUAAAGUAAAUAUAUUAGAAAACACCGGGGAUGUUCAGGAAAGACAGGUUGUCCUUAAUAUUACUUACGUGAACGGUCAGGUGUAUGUAAAUGACUUUCCACUGAAGAGCGGAGUCACACGGAUAAAAUGUCAAACUUUAAUCUUGAAGAAUGGAAACCAUGAUACCUUAUUGGAUCAGAAGCAGUUAGGAAUUGUCAGCGUUCGCAUUAUGAUCCACGAAUGGCCAUUGGCAUCCAGCUCCAACUUGCAAUUGAUUGUUGUUCAAGAAGAAGUGACAGAUAUAGAUGAAAAACAGGUUAAACAAGAUGAAGUGAUAGAAAUAGACCUAUUGGUAAAGGAUCAGCAAGUCCUGAGACAUACAAAUUACACCGUGCCUCUGGAGGAAAGCAUGCUGUAUUCCAGCCCAAGGAACAAUGAUAUUUUGUUUACACUUCCAAACUUUGCAGGAAAAGAUGUUGAAAGUCCUCUACAAACUACCAGUCACUAUCUUCUCAGGCAAGUAGAAACUACUGUAGAUGAACAGACAAUGCCUGGCAAAUUGCCAGAGACUCCACUCAGAACAGAGUCACCAUCAUCUUAUAAGGUGAUGUGCCAGUGGGUGGAAGAUCUGAGAAAGGAGCUUUGUACAUUUUGGCUCAAGUCUUUUCCUGUGUUCUUUAAUUUUAUGGAAGUCGUCGUGGUUGGAGUUGUAGGGGCAACUUUAAUCAUCAAAAUAUUAAAAAUGUUUUGUCCCUCGUGUGAAAGCAAGGGAAUCCUUCAACUUGAUGCCAAUGUCAUCCCUGUGGCUGCAAUAAGUUUACUUCCAGCUAUUCCAGAGAAGAUAAACAACAUAGAGGAAAAAUGUAUUUAAAAAAACAUGAGUAAUUAUUUGAGUUUGUUGACCUAAUGAACUUGGCACUUGGAUCUUAAUAUAUUACUUAAUUCAGCCUUCCGAAUGUACUGCCCUCUAGACUUUGGGACUACAAUUCCCAGUAUUCAUAAAUAAUUGCAGUUGUGACAUAUCUAGAGGACUCUAGUUUGGGAACUGUUGAUUUCACAACAGUUCUCAGCCUGCUGUUUUUAUUAAAUUUAUGAAUGAUUCAUAUUUAAAGGACAAUUAAGGCUGAGGCCCAGAAUAAUUUUUGGAUUUUUUUUCAUUUCAACCAUUAUAAUAUACUGUAUUCUUGACCGCAAAAACUUUCCUUACAAAAGAACUUCAAUAAGUUCUAAGUUCAGUGAAAUAAUUUCCUGCUCCCUGAAAUGAUACCCUGUAUCUUCCCAACUACUGGCUACAGGACACACCGGGCUAAUCCAGGAAAUUUGACUCAGACUAAUGGAACAGAAUAAGUAGCAUCAACAGGAGUAUAGACUUGUGAUAAUCCUAAAAGCUAUUUUAGGCCUUUAAGUGUGCCUUAUGGGAGAAGUCAAAAGCAAAAGAGUUUUCAUACUGCUCUGAUAAUAAACAGUGGUGCAAUUUU